CCAGUGUGACCACCAGUGUGACCAUCAGUGUGACCACCAGUGUGACCACCAGUGUGACGACCAGUGUGACCACCAGUGUGACCAUCAGUGUGACCAUCAGUGUGACCACCAGUGUGACCACCAGUGUCGGCUUCUGGACGUAUCACUCAACUGCAGCUGCUGUAGCUGGCCAGGUGAUGAAGGUGGUAAUCCUCACAUAGCACCGAUCAGCACUCCGUCAGCUCUUCAGCUCCACAAAUACGACUUCAAAACUUCAAAAUAGUGUCAAUUAUGAUCAACAUUUGAGGCUUUUACUCGUCACUUCUUCACAGGCAGUGUUAAUGAUGAUUGAUUGUGUAGUUGAAUAACGGUCUGCAGUCGACGAAUGACAUGGUAUGACGUAGCAACAGGUAAACGCACUGUUGCUGUUGGUGCAACAGCUUUGUCCUACUUACUGACCGGCGUCACCCUCAUCUGUGGGCCUGACCACAGGGACCCAGUGAGCGAGGCCUCUCAAGUGACACCUCUCUGUGCGUCGGCUCCACACGGUGGCUACUGUUCUCUCUGACGACGCCUCUCAUGAAGGACCAGGACAACGCAGCGGCCCAGCAUGUAGAAGAGGCUGCGCGCUAGGUCUUCAGGUGUCACCAUCCAUCAAGCCCUUUUUUCAUCCACCGUGAACCACCUCCGCUUCCCCCGUCUCCAUCUCAACCCCUGUCCAACUGAGUGACCCCCGUCUCAAGGCCAUCUCUUCCCUCAGCGGUUCAUCACACACGGACGGCCAGCUGGCCUCCCGCUGCACGAUGAUUAACAACGUUCCACAGACAACAGACAAUCACAGGAAAGACACUGAAGUUCAAGUUGAAGCCUGCCCGGGCCAUUCGAACCCCAUCAAGACUUUCAGGACUCACAAUGUGCUUCAUAAGGAACUGCUGCUGGCCCACAAGAGGGGUCAGACCCUGAGCCACAGAUCAGAACUUCAGCAGGUGCUGGAGAGGAGGAAGAGGGUGCAGAAUGACCAGGAAGAGGAGGGACAGAGCAGGACUCCUCUGGAGGACGUGAUGUUGAGACGUCAGCAGAAACAACUUGAGAGGGAGAAGGAACAUGAGGAAAAGGAACAAGAGGAAGCCCAGUUGAUGGAAUUUGUUAGAGUCCGACAGAACCUCAGAAAGAUCCACACAGCAAUCCAGAACAAGGCUGCAAAUGUCUGAAAUGCCACAGAAGAAUUCGCCCCAAAUGUACAAUGAGUUUUUUCAACAUCUCCCCUCCUUGCAAGAGUAACAGCAUGAUGUGCAGUGUGCUUGUAUUUAUAUACAAAGUAUUAUUGCUUGAUAUUGUAAUAAUCUAUCAAUAGUAUUUUGCGAAAAUGAAUAUGAUCUCCUUUGACUAGUCAAGUUUUUAUUGUGAGAGUAUGUCAAAAUGUUUAAUAUUUAACUAUUAUUACACAUCCAUAAAUGUCAGUCUUAUUAGUCUAUUUGUUCCAUUUGUAAAAAAACAUUGCUUCUAAUUUAAAGCUUUUUAACAUUAAUACACACAUAAACAUUUAAUCACUG
Scophthalmus maximus (turbot) is the source of this 1532-nucleotide messenger RNA. Its product is annotated as protein FAM107B. The transcript is spliced from 5 exons. The record is from RefSeq and is a predicted model, not a curated record. The coding region runs from base 783 to 1190 and encodes 135 amino acids. Gene Ontology annotation, cellular component: stress fiber; synapse; neuron projection. NCBI's taxonomy places the organism in Eukaryota, Metazoa, Chordata, Actinopteri, Pleuronectiformes, Scophthalmidae. Gene Ontology annotation, biological process: actin filament polymerization; actin filament bundle assembly; regulation of actin cytoskeleton organization.